Mytilus californianus (California mussel) is the source of this 3630-nucleotide messenger RNA. RefSeq lists its product as uncharacterized. The transcript is spliced from 3 exons. Lineage: Eukaryota; Metazoa; Mollusca; Bivalvia; Mytilida; Mytilidae. Bases 750 to 1700 code for a protein of 316 amino acids. The record is from RefSeq and is a predicted model, not a curated record.
UGGUAUAGAUAAAAAGCAUUGUCAUAAAACAGUAAAAUCGAAGUCAUACUUCAAAAUAAACAAAAGCCUUUAUUAUCCAUUGUCUAGAAAUCACUUUCAAUAUGAGGAUUACAUCAUAUAGGAGCUUCCCAGAAAGAAUGAAACUUGGUAAUCCUUUAAAAUUCCCAUUCCACUACAUGUAUAUAGAUCAUGUCCUCCCACUAAAUAAUUCAAAGUUUGGUGACUAUGUUGAAUACAUCUAUCCAAUUGAACUUGAAAUAAAGGAUACCAUUGACACAGUUAUUUCUGCUUCAUAUCUAGACCAUUAUGAAAUAUCUGUGUCACAGAUGAUCACAGAAAUGUUUUAAUUGUCAAAGCCACAAUCCUGUCCACUUUUUCUCUGUUAUGACAACACAGGACAUUCCUUAACUGUGAACACUGGUUAUUUAUUUGCCAUGAGUACGGAUGCCUCUAUAGCUAGGUGAGUAGGAUCUGCACCUGAGAUCACCUUGGUUUUUGAUAUGGUUUGUGUUGCUCAGUCUUUAUUAGUUUUUUGUGUAAUCUUUGAAGACUGCUGUCUUUUUGGCCAUGAUAUUGUCUGUUUUUCUUCAAAUCAUGAUUUUUGAUUGUCCUUUUGGUAUCUUGUGGCUCUUCUUUUUUCAAAAUUUUCAAUUCUGCCAUCAAUUUGAUUUGCGUUUUGGUGAUAUGUCCAGUGUGUUAAGACUAAAGUAAGGUAUGUCCAGACAGUAAGGUAUGUCCACUACACUGAGAUGACAGUAAGGUAUGUCCAGUACACUGAGAUGACAGUAAAGUAUGUCCGGUUCCGGUAUACUGAGAUGAAAGUAAAGUAUGUCUGGUACACUGAGAUGACAGUAAGGUAUGUCCAGUACACUGAGAUGACAGUAAGGUAUGUCCAGUACACUGAGAUGACAGUAAGGUAUGUCCGGUACACUGAGAUGACAGUAAGGUAUGUCCGGUACACUGAGAUGACUGUAAGGUAUGUCCAGUACACUGAGAUGACAGUAAAGUAUGUCCAGUUCCGGUAUACUGAGAUGAAAGCAAGGUAUGUCCAGUACACUGAGAUGACAGUAAGGUAUGUCCAGUACACUGAGAUGACAGUAUGGUAUGUCCAGUACACUGAGAUGACAGUAAGGUAUGUCCAGUACACUGAGAUGACAGUAAUGAAUGUCCAGUACACUGAGAUGACUGUAAGGUAUGUUCAGUACACUGAGAUGACAGUAAGGUAUGUCCAGUACACUGAGAUGACAGUAAGGUAUGUCCAGUACACUGAGAUGACAGUAAGGUAUGUCCAGUACACUGAGAUGACAGUAAGGUAUGUCCAGUACACUGAGAUGACAGUAAGGUAUGUCCAGUACACUGAGAUGACAGUAAAGUAUGUCCAGUUCCGGUAUACUGAGAUGACAGUAAGGUAUGUCCAGUACACUGAGAUGACAGUAAGGUAUGUCCAGUACACUGAGAUGACAGUAAGGUAUGUCCAGUUCCGGUAUACUGAGAUGACAGUAAGGUAUGUCCAGUACACUGAGAUGACAGUAAGGUAUGUCCAGUACACUGAGAUGACAGUAAGGUAUGUCCAGUAUACUGAGAUGACAGUAAGAUAUGUCCGGUAUACUGAGAUGACAGUAAGAUAUGUCUACUGUACUAAUAUGAAGGUUAAGUACAUGCAGUGUUUCAAUUUUUGCAGCUUUCCAGUUCCAGAUUAAGCUUCAUGUAGUUGAUUUCUAAUAAUGAAACUUGUAAAAAAAAAGUAUGCAAUAUGAACUGCACAAUGUAAUGUCUUAGGAUAAGCUUACAAUGUAUGGAAUACUUAGAUUUUUAGCAGAUACAUUUAUGAUAUAAUGAUAGUGUUUUGUCAGACAAUAUAAAUAAACUAUUAAAUUAACCAAUAUGAGUUAUAACCGGUAUAUAAUGAAAUUAUACUUUUCAGUUUUAGGUCUUUGUUUUUUUUAAUAACUGUAAAUUCAGAAAUUAUUGGGUGCAUUUAUUAUUGCGAUUUUUGAAGAAUGGACAUAAAAUACGAGAUUUAUUAUUGCGAUUUCAGCAAAAUCUAAAAUUGAGAAUGGAAUGGGGAAUGUGUCAAAGAGACAACAACCCAACCAAACAACAGAAAACAGCCAACGGCCACCAAUGGGUCUUCAACACAGCGAGAAAAUCCCGCACCCGGAGGCGGGCUUUACCUUAACAAAAUGUGUACUAGUUCAAAUCUGCAUACUGACAUCUGAAUAAGAUAUCAUAUUGCGAGUACUUAUUAUUGCAAUAUUCACCAAGUAGCAUUAUUUACAUUAAUAACAAGAGGCUCUCAAGAGCCUGAAUCGCUCACCUGUAUUUCAGAAGAGAUUUUUAAAUGUUAGCAAACUUUAUGAACAAAUUGUGUAAAAUUGUCUUUAAAUGGCAAUAACUCCUUAAGGGGUCAAUUGACAAUUAUGGUCAUAUUAACUUUUUUGUAGAUCUUAAUUUGCUGAACAUUAUUGCUGCUUACAGUUUAUAUAUAUCUAUAAUAAUAUUCAAAAUAAUAACAAAAAACUGCAAAAUUUUGUUAAAACUACCAAUUCUGUGGCAGCAACCCAACAAUGGGUUGUUCGAUUCAUCUAAAAAUUUCAGGGCAGAUAGAUCUUGACCAAUUAAACAAUUUUACCUCUGUCACAUUUGCUCUAAAAGAUUUAGUUUUUGAGAUAUAAGCCAAAAACUGCAUUUGACCCUUAUGUUCUAUUUUUAGCCAUGGUGGCCAUGUUUGUCGAUGGAUCAAAACUUCGGAUACAAUUUAUAAACAUGAUACCCUAAGGAACAUUAAUUUUAAGUUUGAAGGUAAUUGGCCCAGUAGUUUCAGAGGAGAAGAUUUUUAAAUGUUAGAAAACUUGAUGAACAAAUUGUGUAAAAUUGUCUUUAAAGGGCAAUAACUCCUUAUGGGGUCAAUUGACAAUUAUGGUCAUAUUAACUUUUUUGUAGAUCUUACUUUGCUGAACAUUAUUGCUGCUUACAGUUUAUAUGUAUCUAUAAUAAUAUUCAAAAUAAUAACAAAAAACUGCAAAAUUUUGUUAAAACUACCAAUUUGGUGGCAGCAACCCAACAAUGGGUUGUUUCAUUUGUCUGAAAAUUUCAGAGCUGAUAGAUCUUGACCAAUUGAACAAAUUUACCCCAUGUCAGAUUUGCUCUAAAAGCUUUAGUUUUUGAGAUAUAAGCCAAAAACUGCAUUUGACCCCUAUGUUCUAUUUUUAGCCAUGGCGGCCAUGUUUGUCAAUUGAUCAAAACUUCGGAUACAAUUUAUAAACUAGAUACCCUAAGGAACAUUUAGUUAAAGUUUGAAGGUAUUUGGCCCAGUAGUUUCAGAGGAGAAGAUUUUUGAAAUAGUUUACGACGACAGACGACGACGACGGACGCCAAGUGAUGGCAUAAGCUCACAUGGGCCCCUAGGGGCCCCGGUGAGCUAAAAACCUAGCAAUAAUUUCUGAAUUUACAGUAUUGCUUCUUCAGUUUUGUUUCUUUUAAUAUUUGCAGAUGUAGAGGUUUAGGCUAGCAGUUCUGAAAACUCAGUGAAUAAUCAUGAAAAUUCAAUACUAAAAACAUCUAUCUAUAUGCAUGAACCAUGCAUUUAAAAAAGACGGUUCAAAAUAACCUCAUGAUUUUCAAAUUUUA